AAAAAACGAAGGCUUCGGCAUGGGUUCAGGUCCGGCGCUCGAGCUUCCCUCCAUAGAUUUUUCCGGAUUGGGCGAUUCGGAGCCUGGAAGCGGCGGUUGGGAUUCCGUCCAAGAUGCUGUCCGGCGAGCGCUGGAAGAGUAUGGCUGCUUCUUGGCUCUGUACGACAAGGUCACCGAGGAGCUUCAUGACGAGGUCUUCCAUCAGAUGGAGGAGAUGUUCGGUCUUCCGGCCGAGACUAAGCGCCGGUUCGUCGACCCGACGAGGCCGUACGAUGGCUACCUUGCUAACCUCCCUCCUAACCCGGAGACCAUGGGGAUGCGCGAGGCCCUGAACUCCGGCGCGAUCGAACGCAUGGCCGGUCUCCUGUGGCCAGAGGGAAACGCCAAAUUCUGCGAGCUGCUGAACACGUACGUGAGGAGGCUGUCCGAGUUAGACUACACGAUCCAGAAGAUGGUGUUCCGAAGCUUUGGCGUUGAGCGCUAUCUCGACUCGCACACCGCGUCGACGGUAUAUUCCCUUCGCCUCCUGAGGUACGGAGCGCCGGAGGUGGAGGAGGUUCGGCCCGGUGGCAUAAUUCAUUACGACCCGAACUCCGUGACCAUGCUGCAGCAGAAUCACGUGAACGGAUUGGAAGUGGAGACGAAGCAUGGAGACUGGAUUAAAGUCGCGCCUUCGGCUUCCUCUACUAUCGUCAUGCUUGGAGAGUCAUUCCAUGGAUGGAGCAACGGAAGAUUAUACUGUCCUCGACACCGUGUGAUGAUGCGCGGGCACGAGGCCAGGCUCUCCAUCGGGAUCUUCUCCGGCGUCAAAGGAACCGUUCGGUGCCCCGACGAGCUUGUGGACGAGCAACACCCUUUGCUUUUCAAGCCCUUCGAGCCUGAGGACCUCGUCCGCAUCUUCGCCACGCCGGAGGGAUGGAACGGAGCUUCGGCCCUCAAAACCUUUUAUAGCGUUUCUAAUUGA
Molecule: messenger RNA, 964 nt
Organism: Eucalyptus grandis
Lineage: Eukaryota; Viridiplantae; Streptophyta; Magnoliopsida; Myrtales; Myrtaceae
Product: probable 2-oxoglutarate-dependent dioxygenase AOP1
Exons: 3
Coding region: 20-964 (314 amino acids)
Molecular function (GO): dioxygenase activity
Source: RefSeq, a predicted model, not a curated record